AUGUGUGGAAUUUUCGGCUACAUCAAUUAUCUUGUUGAACGUGAUCGCCAGUUCAUCGUGAACACCCUUCUCAAUGGCCUGUCCCGACUGGAAUACCGUGGCUACGACUCAGCCGGUAUGGCCGUGGAUGGCGACAAGAAAAAUGAGGUCUGCGCAUUCAAAGAAGUUGGCAAGGUGGCCAAAUUGAAGGAGCUCAUUGCGGAGACCAAGCCCGACAUGACCAAGACCUUCGAGUCCCACGCUGGAAUUUCUCACACUCGUUGGGCCACCCACGGCACUCCCUCCCGCCUUAACUGCCACCCCCACCGAUCUGACUCCACAUGGGAGUUCGCCGUUGUUCACAAUGGAAUCAUCACCAAUUACAAGGAAUUGAAGUCUCUUCUGGAGAGCAAGGGCUUCCGCUUCGAGACUGAAACCGAUACCGAGUGCAUUGCCAAGCUUGCCAAGUACCUUUACGACCAGCAACCCGACAUCGAAUUCACGGUCCUGGCCAAGGCUGUUAUUAAGGAACUCGAGGGAGCCUUCGGAUUGCUGCUCAAGUCGGUGCACUAUCCCCACGAGGUCAUCGCUGCCCGCAAGGGUUCGCCCCUGGUCAUUGGUGUGCGCACCUCGAAAAAGAUGAAGGUGGAUUUCGUUGAUGUGGAGUUUUCGGAAGACGGUGCUCUUCCCGCGGAGCAGGCCUCCCAGAAUGUCGCCCUCAAGAAGUCCGCUACUAGCCUUCUGGCUCCCCCGGACAAGUCGCUCCUGCACCGCUCCCAGUCGCGGGCUUUCCUGUCUGACGAUGGCAUCCCGCAGCCUGCUGAGUUCUUCCUGUCCUCUGAUCCCUCGGCCAUCAUCGAGCACACCAAGAAGGUCCUUUACUUGGAGGAUGAUGAUAUUGCUCACAUCCACGAGGGCCAGCUGAACAUUCACCGAUUGUCAAAGAACGAUGGUACCUCUAACGUCCGUGCGAUCCAGACCAUCGAACUGGAGCUCCAGGAGAUCAUGAAGGGCAAGUUCGACCACUUCAUGCAGAAGGAGAUCUUUGAGCAGCCCGAGUCUGUGGUCAACACCAUGAGAGGUCGCCUGGAUGCUGUCAACAAGAAUGUCACUUUGGGUGGUCUUCGGCAGUACAUCUCCACCAUUCGUCGCUGCCGCCGCAUUAUUUUCAUCGCCUGCGGAACUAGCUUUCACUCAUGCAUGGCCGUGCGUGGUGUAUUCGAGGAACUGACCGAGAUCCCCAUUGCCGUUGAGCUGGCCUCGGACUUCCUUGACCGACAGGCGCCCGUGUUCCGAGAUGAUACCUGCGUGUUUGUCUCCCAGUCCGGUGAGACUGCCGACUCCCUGAUGGCUCUUCGCUACUGCUUGGAGCGUGGCGCUCUGACUGUGGGUAUUGUGAACGUCGUCGGAUCUUCUAUUUCUCUGCUCACUCACUGUGGUGUUCACAUCAACGCCGGUCCCGAGAUCGGUGUGGCAUCGACUAAGGCUUACACCUCCCAGUUCGUCGCGAUGGUUAUGUUCGCUCUUUCACUGAGCGAGGAUCGUGCCUCGAAGCAAAAGCGACGUGAAGAGAUCAUGGAGGGCCUCGGCAAGAUCUCAGAUCAGUUCAAGGAGAUCCUGAAGCUUAACGAGCCCAUCAAGGAAAUGUGUGCCAAGUUCUUCAAGGACCAGAAGAGUCUGCUCUUGUUGGGCCGUGGCGCCCAGUUCCCCACUGCCCUUGAGGGAGCCCUGAAAAUCAAGGAAAUCUCAUACCUUCAUUGCGAGGCCGUCAUGUCCGGUGAAUUGAAACACGGUGUUUUGGCCCUCGUUGACGAGAAUCUGCCUAUCAUCAUGAUUCUCACCCGUGACAACCUGUUUACCAAGUCGCUGAACGCCUACCAGCAAGUUAUCGCCCGCGGUGGCCGCCCCAUCGUUAUCUGCAACCAGGAUGACCCCGAGUUCUCGGCUGCGCAGACUGAGAAGAUUGUUGUGCCGAAGACCGUCGAUUGUCUCCAGGGUCUGCUGAAUGUAAUUCCUCUGCAGCUGGUCUCGUACUGGCUUGCCGUUGGGGAGGGUCUGAACGUUGACUUCCCCCGCAAUCUGGCCAAGUCGGUCACGGUCGAGUAA
Messenger RNA from Penicillium maclennaniae, 2085 nucleotides. It is a transcript of the gene gfa1, whose product is annotated as glutamine--fructose-6-phosphate transaminase (isomerizing) GFA1. The coding region runs from base 1 to 2085 and encodes 694 amino acids. The record is from RefSeq and is a predicted model, not a curated record. The transcript is spliced from 6 exons. NCBI's taxonomy places the organism in Eukaryota, Fungi, Ascomycota, Eurotiomycetes, Eurotiales, Aspergillaceae. Gene Ontology annotation, molecular function: L-glutamine:D-fructose-6-phosphate transaminase (isomerizing) activity; carbohydrate derivative binding. Gene Ontology annotation, biological process: fructose 6-phosphate metabolic process; protein N-linked glycosylation; UDP-N-acetylglucosamine metabolic process.